Molecule: messenger RNA, 697 nt
Organism: Vombatus ursinus (common wombat)
Lineage: Eukaryota; Metazoa; Chordata; Mammalia; Diprotodontia; Vombatidae
Product: platelet glycoprotein Ib beta chain-like
Exons: 1
Source: RefSeq, a predicted model, not a curated record
GAGGCUCGGUGCCUCACAGACGAACGUCCCUUCCGGGCCCCUGGCUUUGGGGACUGGGUGGGGCCUGGGCCCCCACCUUCCCGUCACCAGCUCUCCUGUUCCAGGGCUGCUGCUGGGGCCCCGGGCCCUGGGCCUCCUGCUGCUGGCCUCGAUCCACCGGGCCUCGGCCUGUCCCCCUCGCUGUCGCUGUGCUGGCGACCUGGUGGACUGCGGGCACCAGCACCUGACGGCGGCCAGCCUGCCCAGGGCCUUCCCUCCGAGCACCACCGAGGUCAUCCUUCAGGCCAACAACCUCAGCAGCCUGCCCACGGGCCUCUUUGAUGGGUUGCCCCUCCUGCGCCUGGUGCACCUGGGGGCUAACCCCUGGCACUGUGACUGCCGCCUCUUCUACCUGUGGGCCUGGCUGGGGGCACAGCAGAACCGCAGGGCCUACCGUGACCUGCGCUGCUCCGGGCCCCCCCAGCUCCGGGGCCGCCUCCUGCUCUACCUGGGCCCCGAAGAGCUGCAGGCCACCUGCAGGGUGGCGGGCUGCAGCCGGGAGCUGGGGGCCCAGCUAGCCCUGCUCUGCCUGCUCUUGUUCCAAGCCCUGCUGCUGCUUCUGCUGCUGCUCCGCCUGCGGCGCUACCGGGCGCUGACCCACGAGGCGAGGCUCACCACCCAGGAUCUGCUGCUGCAGACCACGCCGCCGGCAGACUAG